AUGAAGUUUGUCUCAGCAGUUCUCUUUUCUGCUGCUGCUGCUGUGGCCUUGGGUGCCCCAAACCACUCUAUCAAGGGAUCUCAGCUUCAGUCCAAUGCCUCAGGGCCCGGCUGUGGCGAGGACUCAAACCGGCUGCUCCAAACGGCCCCCACGAAGUAUGUUUCAGUCAACGGCACGAAGAUGGCAUACCGGCGCCUCGGAAAGCGCGCAUCGGCGCCUCCGCUCCUUUUCAUUACCCACUUCCGUGGCAGCAUGGAUGUGCUCGACCCCGAGCUCAUUAACGCUAUCGCGAAGAACCGCGAGGUGAUCAUCUACGACAACACCGGUGUCGGCCACAGCGAGGGAACCGUCCCCGAUUCGAUUGAGGCCAUGGCCCAGUCGACUCUAAACCUCCUUGCCGAGAUCAACGUUCCCAAAGUCGAUAUUCUUGGCUUCUCCAUGGGCGGCAUGGUUGCACAGUACAUUGGCAUGGAGCACCACGACAUGGCAAAUAAGCUUAUCUUCGCGGGCAUUCGACCGGGGUACGGACCUGGUGUUGUCCAGACCCCGCCAGACGCUGCCUCUGGCCCCGGCGGUGAGCCUGACAGACAGCCCACUGAGGUGUAUAAUCUCGGCAUCUUCUUCUACCCAUCAGAAACCAGCAGAACUGCCGGGGACGACUGGUGGCACAGAAUCUAUGAGCGCCAGAUUGCGGGCGAAGAGAGAAAGGACUUCCUAGUCGGACAAGGGGUUGCGGCGCAGCUUACUGCCAUCACGGCCUUUGCCUCAGACCCCCAGAUGUACGCCCGUCUUGCCAACAUCACUGCGCCGGUACUGGUAACCAGUGGGCAUGACGACCUCUUGAUGGGAACGGCCAACAGCUUUGUUCUGCAGCAGAACUUACCUGACGCGCGUCUACAUAUUUAUCCCGACUCCGCCCACGGCCACCUGUUCCAGUUCCCACUGGCCUACGCCAGGGAGCUCGAGCUCUUCCUUAGGGAGUAA
This is a messenger RNA of Colletotrichum spaethianum, 984 nucleotides long. RefSeq names its product putative aminomethyltransferase, mitochondrial. The coding region runs from base 1 to 984 and encodes 327 amino acids. NCBI's taxonomy places the organism in Eukaryota, Fungi, Ascomycota, Sordariomycetes, Glomerellales, Glomerellaceae. The record is from RefSeq and is a predicted model, not a curated record. The transcript has 2 exons.